UUCGAGGCAGACGUUACGUUCAAAACGUUCGGCGCGCAAGAAUCUCUUCAAAAGCGACACACUGGCCAGCCUGCAAGCAAACAUAUUCAACAAACAUCUCUCUGCGUGGAAGAAUCUACAACUCUGCACACACAGCAACAGACAGCGCCAGCGCACUCGUAGAAAGUCCGCCGACUCAGUAACGUCGCGUCUGCGCAGUGAACAUCAACCCAACAAGCGGACCCCAAAAAAUAUACAAAAAUUUCAUCAGAAAUUUCAGUGUGUGCUCCCUACAGUGCGAACAAAAUCCGAGUUUAUACAUCAAAGAUCUGCAUGCAACAUGCAGCAUAACGAAAUGCCAUCAAAAUGUUGACUCCUCUUGACUUUGCGGAUGGACUUUAGGCUUUCUAAUAAGUUCAACUUCCCCCCCACAACCCAUACUAAACAUCAAACCCAACACACAACAGUUUUUUAUUGACCUGAGCGAUCGAUCCGUUGUCGUCGCGUCUUGUGUUCUCCGCAUAUCAAAACGGAAAAGUGAAAGUGAUUUUUCGGGGGGCUGCGUGUGCGUGAGUGCCACUUGAAUUAUAAAUAAAAUAUAUAUACAAAUUGCCCACACCGCAACGUACAAUGACAACAGCCAGGCAAAUAACAACCAAAUAAGCCCAGCAAGAGAAAACUAUCAAGAAAUAAAUCAAGCAAGAAACGUCUCACUUUUGGAUUAACAACAGCAGCAGCAGCAGCAGCAGCAGCAGCAGAAGCACAAGGCCAAUCAGCCAGCAAGGAUUUGGACUAACAACGAGGAACUGUGGCAAAUUGAAAUUGGAUAUGGCUGCCAACGAGAUUAUGACACCAACAGUCAAUGCUAAUUGCCAAUACUCCACGAGAUAUUGUUGGGAAGCAGAAAAAGUCAAAUCUUUGAUCAGAUUACGGGCGGAGCUGUCGCCCCUGUUUACGGGCAAGCGAAAUGCCUCCAAAUAUGCUUGGGCCGUGGUGGAACGGGAACUCAAUGUGCCGCUACCACUGUCGAAGAUCAUCAAGAAAUGGAACAAUCUCCUGCAGGAGUACAAGGCAAUCAAAAUGUCGGAGGAGCCCAAGCGACGGGAGUGGCCCUUCUUCACCCUGAUGGAUGUUUACUUCAGCGACCAGGUCAACGAUCCCUCGCUGCGUCUCUUCUCGUCCACGAAGACAUUGAAGGAGACCCUCGACGACAGCGUCUUUGAGGAUGAUCCAAUUAUCGCCUCGGCCAUUGCCGCAGCCACCAGCGGCGCCUACAUGGACAUCGAUGAGCUGAUCCGGCGGCAGAAGGAGCGCGCCGCACAGGCUGCCGAGCGGAAGCUGGCGGCAGCUGCCAGCGGAGCCGCUGGGGAUUACAAAUACGAGCUGAAGCCGAUGCUGCCCAACAGCAAGUUCAACAGCAACAGCGAGAUGGUGAAGCUGUCCAAGAGCGUGGACGAUCUGUCCAUGCAGCAGUACAAGAUCAAGCAGGAGCUGAUGCGACAGCGCGAGCAGGAGCAGCAGGAGAACAUGGUCAAGAUCAAGCAGCAUGCACGCCAGCAGCAGCAACAGCAGCAGCAGGCACAGCAGCAACAUCAUCAGGCCCAGCAGCAGGCACAGCAGCAGCAGCAGCAGCGAUUCAUGAGCCACCAGCCGGCCCUGUCGCCGCAUCCACAUCGCAUGUCGUCCUCGUCGACGCCACCGGGUCUGCAGCACGCCCUGCAACAGCAGCAGCAGCACUUGCUGCAACAACAGCAGCAACAUCUGCAGCACCAGCUGCAGCAGCAGCAGCAACAACAUCAGCAGCAGCAACAGCAACAGCAGCAGCAGCAGCAGCAUCACCAUCAGCUCGCUCAUCCCCAUCAACCGCCCACGCCGCGUCCCAGCUCGCCGCCCACCACGGCGCAGCAGAUCCACAUCACGGCCACACAGCAUCAGGCAGCACAGCAGCAGCUCCACCAGCAGCAGCAGCAGCAGCACCAGCAGACGCACAAGCAACAGCAGCAGCAGCAGCCGUACACAGAUCCCAACACCAUCGACCAGUAUCUGCUGUCGUGGAACAACUUCCACGGCAACAUGUGCCGCGGCUUCCACUCCCUGCAGAAGGACGAGAAAAUGGUGGACGUGACCAUUGCAGCCGGCGGCAAGAUAUUCAAGGCCCACAAAUUGGUUUUGUCCGUUUGCAGUCCGUACUUUCAGCAAAUCUUUCUGGAGAAUCCAUCGAGUCAUCCCAUUCUGCUGAUGGCCGACGUGGAGGCCAGUCACAUGGCCGGCCUGCUCGACUUUAUGUACAGCGGCCAGGUGAAUGUCAAAUACGAGGAUCUCCCAGUGUUCCUCAAGGUGGCCGAGGCCAUGAAGAUCAAGGGGCUGCACACAGAGAAAAACCUGGACAGCGAUGCCAGUGACAUUAGUUCGCCGCAUGAGAGCGACGGCACCGAGUGCCGCUACGAACGGGGCACACACAGCGUCAAUAUAACCAGCGGACAUGCCGCUGGCUAUGCCGGACAGCCGCAGGCGCAUCAGUCCUCGCCUUCACCGUCCCUCAAUGGCCCCAACCGUUGCCCCACACCCCUGUCCAGCGGUGGUGGUGGAGGAGCCAGCUAUGCCGGCUUCCGGGAUCACAUCAAGUCGAAGGCAACGCUGGCGGAGACCUUCAUCAAGAAUCUCAAUCGCAACAACAACAACAGCAGCAGCAGCAGCAACUACAACAGCAACGGCGGCAACAUCAAUCUGGCAGAGUCCGAGAGCAACUCCUUUGCCAUCCUGCAGGCGAACAGCAAGAAGAUGCUGGACUCGGCCCGCAAGCAGCACAAAUAUCUGGCCAAGCGCAAGAUUCUGAUGCACUACAACACGGAGGUGGGCGGGGAGAAGCGGCUGAAGGAGAUGGAACGGGAGCGAGAGCGUUAUCCGAGUGCCGAGCAGCAUGACGAUGCGCUCAAUAAUAACCACAGCCACGCCCAUGGACAGGAUAGCGUCAACAUUAUGGAGCCCAUAACGACAAUUGUGCCACAGACACCGCCGCCAGCGACGCACAACAAUAGCUUCAAGAUACGCCUCGUGGAGAGUCAUCAUCUGACCAACAGUGGCAACAGCAGCAACAACAACAACAACGAAAGCAGUGGCAGUGGCAGUGGCAACAACAACAACAGAAACUGCCACAAUGAUAACAAUGAUGAUGAUGAUGAUGAGGAAGCCUUGAAUCUCGUACAAAUCCCGAAUGCAAAUGGCAGCCGGGCCCGCCCACAAACCCCAACACGCUCAACGCCCACACCCACGCCGACGCCCACGCCCAGGCAGACGCCCACGCCGGACAUACAGCUGAUAAAACGCGAAGUGGAGCACGACCUAUCCGGCGAGGCCAGCAAUCAGAACAAUGGCCAUGACGAGGAGCUCUCCGGCUAUGAGCGCAAGUACGACGACAACAACAACAGUCGGGCAAUGAACAUGGAAACGGAUUCGAACAACAACAGCAGCAAGCAAUGUGGCGACACAGGGAGCAACAACAGCAACAACAACAAUGGCAUAGCUUUGGCUUUGGGUAAGCACAAGCUGCUCAGUGCGAUCAAUCGGAGCCUGGAACUGGAGCAGCAGCAGCAGCAACAUGCCGAGGAGCAGGAGGCGGAACAUCACAAGAACAACAGCAACAGCCAUGGGGAGCACGACAACGAUGACAACAACAACAACAAUCACAGCCAACAUUUGGAUCUGAGCACCAUCAAGAACAUAGCCACUGCCGAGAUACUGUGUGGUCUCAAGAGCAAGGUCCUCAAGCUCGAGGAGGAGCAGCGCGAGCGGGAAAGGGAACGCGAAAGGGAGCGUGAAGCCUGCCGCAAUCUCAACUCAGAGAUCAAAAAUGCCGAAUGACAGUCGCUAAUCACCAGCAGCAGCAGCAGCAGCAGCAGCAGCAGCGGAAUAUAGUUAGGCUUUUAUCCCCAGACAUAGAGUAGGGAUAUAUAGUAGAAGGAGGGAUCUUCCCGGAGUAUGCAUUUGAUUAAACAUUUAAACAUAGAGAGAGACACACAACAUCCAACAUACAAUACCAUUUACAUAUAUAUAGAGAGGGAUCUAUGUAUUGUAUGCUAAUUAUAGUUAUUUAUUAUACCAUUUAAUAUCGUUAAUGUAAUUAUAAUGAAUCCCCCCACCCCCCUCAAACACCACCCACACGCCCACAUAAAUACAUACAAUGCAUUGGUUAGUUUGUCCCCCAAAACCCCUCAACAGCACCACAACCAACAUUUUACAGUCCCCCUAGCCGCUAAGACUCACGGAAUCAUUAACGUAUCGUAUCGUAUAUCGCAUCGUAGUGGAUCCCAAAUGCUGAUGAAAUUACAAAUUUAUUUUUAGCACUUUUGGAAAACUCUGGCCCUGUUGCAAUACGUGUUAAGCUCAUGUUAAACAUAUACAUUUAAUAAUAUAUCCAUCGAUGAUAACUCUUAUGGUAUGUGUGUAGGAGAGUAGUAUAAAUAUGACCCCUUUCGAUUUUCAACUUCAGUUUUUACAUUAUUUAUACCAUGUGUAUAUCGUACUAUGAAUGUAUCUCAACACCAUGCAUAUCCACAUACCCCCAACACUCAUAUUCACACACAAACUUUCGCAUUACUGCACCUUAACUUGUAAUACUAUAAAUAUAUAGUAUAAAAGAAUGACAUCCAUUGGGCAUCAGUGUUCGGAUGAACAUGAUGCCAUUUACAAAGGAAGCACAACAACAAGCAAAAGAAAAGGAACAAUAUAUGUAUCUCGUUUUUAGUUUUAACUUGCCAAGACACCCCUUUUUGAAUGAUAAUACAGAGAGUUACGUACCAGCGAGUAACCUUCACCUGGAAACGGUUCCCGCAUCUUGUUAAUUGUUUUAAAUGCCCCCAAAUGUGGCUGGAACGGAACCAACUUUCCUUCCCUUGCACCACAUUCUACCAUAGCGCAGGCACAUCCAUCGCAUCCAUCGAUUAGGGAUAUCAUCGCCUGCCUGAAUCACAAUCAGAACUCAACCGUGCACAGCGUAAUUCGUACAAUUUAUUUAUUCAAUUUAUUUACAUUUGAAAA
This is a messenger RNA of Drosophila guanche, 5016 nucleotides long. Its product is annotated as broad-complex core protein isoforms 1/2/3/4/5. Gene Ontology annotation, cellular component: nucleus. The transcript has 5 exons. Gene Ontology annotation, biological process: regulation of transcription by RNA polymerase II. The record is from RefSeq and is a predicted model, not a curated record. Gene Ontology annotation, molecular function: protein binding. Lineage: Eukaryota; Metazoa; Arthropoda; Insecta; Diptera; Drosophilidae. Bases 808 to 3840 code for a protein of 1010 amino acids.